Penicillium digitatum Pd1 is the source of this 138-nucleotide messenger RNA. The record is from RefSeq and is a predicted model, not a curated record. NCBI's taxonomy places the organism in Eukaryota, Fungi, Ascomycota, Eurotiomycetes, Eurotiales, Aspergillaceae.
AUGGCUGGGGAAAGAAUCCAUCCACAGUCUACCUUGUCAGAAAGCAAGGAGAUGUUAGGCCCUGGCACUGACACAACCUUUGCUACAGCUGGCUCACAUAUUGUGGGCAGUAUCUCUCAACCAGUCUUUGCAAGAUGA